AUGCUGGCCGGGUAUUGCAUGCUGGCCGGGUAUUGCAUGCUGGCCGGGUAUUGCAUGCUGGCCGGGUAUUGCAUGCUGGCCGGGUAUUGCAUGCUGGCCGGGAAUUACAUGAAUCACCUUAAGCAGAACUACAUGCCUGACGGCGACACUUCGGAAGCAUGUGGGUAUUUGACCCAGCUGCUGAGCAUUGCCACGUGGUACGGUUGGGUGUCCGAAUAA
Messenger RNA from Aphanomyces astaci, 219 nucleotides. RefSeq lists its product as hypothetical. The transcript is spliced from 2 exons. NCBI's taxonomy places the organism in Eukaryota, Oomycota, Saprolegniomycetes, Saprolegniales, Verrucalvaceae. Bases 1 to 219 code for a protein of 72 amino acids. The record is from RefSeq and is a predicted model, not a curated record.